Molecule: messenger RNA, 3396 nt
Organism: Sphaeramia orbicularis (orbiculate cardinalfish)
Lineage: Eukaryota; Metazoa; Chordata; Actinopteri; Kurtiformes; Apogonidae
Exons: 5
Coding region: 82-702 (206 amino acids)
Source: RefSeq, a predicted model, not a curated record
UAACGCCACGUACUAGGCGUGACAUAUAACUUGCCUUUGGUGCAAACACUUGCAACAUACCACUUCCUUUUCUCUGUUUAAAUGGUGAAGUUCCAGUCAAUCUCUUUCUUUUUGAUGGUUCUCACGUUCAGGAUGAAUCGGGCAUUUCUGCUCCUCAUUCAUUUGUUAUCAUUCAACAUCUUUGCAGAUUCAUCUGACGUCAGUAACGUACAAGUGUUCAGAGGACAAUCCAUCACUUUCUCCUGCAACAAAUCCACUGGAAAACUAUUUCAAGUGGACUGGAACAACAGCAGAUAUAUGUAUGCUCAUGACACUGAACGAAAUGAUACUACUUCAAAUUUUACUCAUCAUAGAUUUAACAUAGACACAAACUUUUCAAACUCAACAUUGACCAUAAUUAAAGCUGAAGAUGAAGAUGCUGGACUCUACAGCUGUACUUUAAGUGGCAAAAGAGGUACAGAGGUUUUUACAUGGAAUUUAACUGUGACUGAGAAUCCCAAAGGUAAAGAACUCAGUGGAUCGUGGCAUUUGUACAUAUUACCCCCUUUAAGUGGAUUGCUUCUUCUUGGCUUCUCUUUGUUCAUCUGUCUCUGCCUAGAACUUAAGAAUAGGUCGUCAAACCAGGAAUCAGUACAAAACAGGAUGCUGUGUCCUGAUAAACAAUCUACCUAUACAGAGGUAGAGGUGGUGGUUCUCCAAUAAAUGGAGGUCACACUAAAUACUGACUUUGCCAACAGAAGCUGUUUAGUUGAGUGUGUUUCAAUACUGUGCACAUAUUUCUUGCAUAUUUCUUGAUAGAAAUAAAGACCCACUCCCAUUGCAACCCUGCAAAUCAACAAAGCCACAGUCUGCCUAACACUUUUGUUCUGUACUGUGUAUCGUUGUUGUGGCUGGUUAUUUCCACUCACAUGUAGCCAACAUGAUGUGACCACAGAAAAUGGGAAUUACCUAGUAGACUUCUAAUAAUUGAUUGUCUGUACCAGGGUGAUAAAUAUCGAUUGAUUAAUGUUUACAUAGCUCCUGAUGCAUGGGAAAAAAAACUAAACUAUUUAGAAGGCUCAGAGAAUUGUUGAUGGUAGGUCAUAAAGUCAAUUUUAAGAGGAGAUUUUAAUACAGUCACAGCAGAAACUGAUGCAGUACUGUACCGUUUCACCUGGCAACUGAAGGCAAACACCUAAAACACAUUUGUGAAGAAGCUAAACUGACAGAUAUCUGCCGAUCAGUCAAAACAUCUGGGCUCAAAUUCACUAGAUUCGAUUCCAAAUCUAAAACCCGCAUUGAUAGGAUCUAUGUAUCUUCUCACGUUAAAGUGAUACAGUAUUCAACAAUACUGAAUAACUUUACUGAUCAUUUUGUGGCAACUCGAGCAGGUUAUGGCAAAAGAAAAAUAAAGAUAAUCUUGCGGAAGUGAGAAGGAGCUUAAUUGUGUAGACAAUUUAAUGCCUUGUUAUAACUUCAAAACAGAAGUGAAGUUAUAGAUCUAGAAGUGGUGUUAAAAAUAAAACAAAACCCUUCUAAGUAAUACCCAGCUGGUAUUUCUGAUUUAUUUUGCCUGUUGCCUGGUUUUGUGACUCUAGUAUCUUGGCUGUAUAAGUAUGGUACUAGUACAUUGAGUGAAAUAAUUGAUUCACCGAAAAACUGGUGGCUUGUUGAAACUCCAAAUCAGAGACGGAGUUAAAAAGGUCUAAUUGUGAUAAAAAUUUUAAUUGAUACACAUGUUAUUGUAGUCGUUAAAGAGCUCUGUUGUUGUUGUUGUGCCAUGGCUGUGAUAAAUGUUUGCAUUACAUGUUUUGUGGCUUUGGUGUUCUUGUUGUGUGAGCAAAAUAUCGGUACAUUUGGAGUUUGGGCGUUGGCUCAACGCGGAUGGAUGCACAUUUCAGAGUUGCCUGAGUGAUGCAUGAGGUUUGAUCUCACUAUGACAAUAGUGAUGAUGUGUGAGUGAAGUGAACUGAUCAGGGGUUUUCUUCAACUGAGCUUGGAAGAGUUGUAUAGCAGAAGGCCGUCUGAAGAGGCAGGGUGUUCUGCUGAGUUCCUUCCUUUUGGGGUGUGGAGAUGUAAAGUGAAAACUGUAGUGUAAGACUGCAGGGGAGACACAGACCCAACCCCUUUAGUCUGGCCAAGUAAGGUGUAAAGAGUUUGGAGAAAACAGAGAAAUGAGUGAAAUAAUCAAAGAAAGGGGUUAAAGAGGAAAAAAAUGAAUCAAGGUUGAUUGAUUUAAGUACACUUAUUAUUUGAUAAAGCAGAAAUAUGCAAAUAAGAUAAAGCAAAGACAAACAUUUGAGUCUAAAUUCUGUUGUUCAGAUGUAAAGGCACUGAAAGGCCUAAAUGAUUACAUUGCUCUAUAAUUUCUUAGAAAAUAUCUGCUUCAGACAUUAAACGUGCAAAAUCGUACAUACAUAAAUGAGAUGAAUCAGAAAACAAAUGACCAGUGACCAUAUACAAUGACCAUAUACAAUGCUGUAUAUGAUUGUUGUUGUUGUCGUCCCUGUAUUAGGAGUCUCAUCCUCCGUUGGAUCGACGUUACCACCAUCAAAGUGAUGCCCUAUCAGGGGGUGUGGUUCAAUGAUUAUGCCCCUACUAAUACAAAACUGAUCUCAUUGGUACUGAAGUGAAAGCAUUAUGAUGCAUAUUAUGAAAAUCUCGCUGAAGAAUAAUAUGUUAAUGCUAAAGUGGAAAUACACAGUAUCACAUGAUGUUUUCUCUUGCUGAAGCUGCCAUUUUAUUAACUUUAAGCUUGCAACAGGUAUAUGUGAUAUAUUCUCAUAUAUUCAUGAUAAGCUUGUUUUGUUGAAGUCAAUCAUACUCAUUGAAUGUCAGUGUGAUAAUCCACUGGUAUGGGUAGAUCAAUGUUUUAUAGGUGAAGAUUUGCAUUGUUGAUUGCUCAUACUUCAUGAGUCCUUUUAAUUCAUUUUAUCAUAAACAUUUGUAAUCGUUUUUUUUUUGUUUGUUUGUUUUUUUUUGGUUUUUUUUUCCUUUCUCUUCUUCUUUUCUUCAAUUUAUUGUCAUUUAUUACUUUUGCAUUGAUUAUAAUUUUGUUUCAUUUAUUAUUUUUAUUUUUAUUUAUUCAUAAAUUUUUUCUGGAAUCUCUUGAUUUGAAAGUAUAUUUACUGAAUACAGUCUAAACAGGGGGGAUAUGUUAGAAAAAUUAGGCUAUUAGACUAUAUCCUGUAAAUACCAGGUGUCCAGAGCACGAGUCAUGGAUGGGUUAUGAUGACAUUUUGCAAGAAUGCCCGGACAUAUCCACUCAGGAUAUGUCUACCAUUUCUUUGCUAUCUGUUUGUUUUGUUCCAGUUUGGGACCAAAGCAUACUUGUUGUCCUUCCAGUUUGGGACCAGAGCAGGCUGCUGCCCUUGAGGAGAUCAGGCCACGGGGCAGGUGGGGGAAGAGUACAGACGU